Molecule: messenger RNA, 2994 nt
Organism: Pteronotus mesoamericanus
Lineage: Eukaryota; Metazoa; Chordata; Mammalia; Chiroptera; Mormoopidae
Gene: WDR70
Product: WD repeat domain 70
Exons: 18
Coding region: 99-2063 (654 amino acids)
Cellular component (GO): site of double-strand break; nucleus
Molecular function (GO): protein binding
Source: RefSeq, a predicted model, not a curated record
GAGACGCUCGAAGGGAUUACUUCCUGCUGGGUUUGCUGUGAACCUGCUGCAGGAGUUUGGGCUGCAGCUGAUGAUCGUUCUGCUACGGGAAGCUGGCGAUGGAGCGCCCGGGGCCCAACGAAGUGACAGGCUCCGACGCAUCGGGACCGGACCCGCAGCUGGCGGUCACCAUGGGCUUCACGGGGUUCGGGAAAAAAGCUCGCACAUUUGAUUUGGAAGCAAUGUUUGAACAAACUCGAAGAACAGCUGUGGAAAGAAGUCGGAAAACUUUGGAAGCAAGAGAAAAAGAGGAAGAAAUGAACAGAGAGAAAGAAUUAAGAAGGCAAAGUGAAGAUAUUGAACCAACAUCUUCAGGCUCAAAUGUGGUCAGAGAUUGCUCUAAAUCAUCUUCCAGUGCCACAAGCAGCAGUGAAAGUGAAGAGAGUUCCGAGUCUUCUGAUGAUGAGGAGCUCAUUGGCCCGCCUUUGCCCCCGAACAUGGCGGAAGAGCCGGUGAAUCAGAUGGAGGAAGCUAUUGGUCGUUUGCCACCGCCUCUUCGUGAAGAAGAGGAGGAAGAUGAUGAUGGCGAUGGUGAUUCAGAAGAGGAGGAAAAUCCUGUCCAAAAGAUUCCUGACUCGCAUGAGAUAACGCUAAAGCAUGGGACUAAAACAGUUUCUGCUUUGGGUCUGGAUCCCUCAGGUGCCCGCUUGGUGACUGGAGGAUAUGACUAUGAUGUUAAGUUUUGGGAUUUUGCUGGAAUGGAUGCCUCUUUUAAGGCAUUUCGGUCCCUUCAGCCCUGCGAAUGUCAUCAGAUCAAGUCAUUACAGUAUAGUAACACAGGAGACAUGAUUCUUGUUGUAUCUGGAAGCUCUCAAGCCAAAGUGAUCGACAGAGAUGGUUUUGAAGUAAUGGAAUGUAUAAAAGGAGACCAGUAUAUUGUGGACAUGGCCAACACCAAGGGUCACACAGCAAUGCUUCAUACCGGCUCAUGGCAUCCCAAAAUAAAAGGAGAAUUUAUGACUUGCUCAAAUGAUGCGACUGUGAGGCUAUGGGAAGUUGAAAAUCCAAAGAAGCAAAAAAGUGUGUUUAAACCACGGACGAUGCAGGGUAAGAAAGUAAUCCCCACCACGUGCACGUAUAGCAGAGAUGGGAACCUUGUAGCCGCCGCCUGCCAGAAUGGGAGCAUACAGAUCUGGGACCGAAACCUGACUGUUCAUCCUAAAUUCCACUACAAGCAGGCGCACGCCCCUGGCACAGACACUUCCUGCGUGACUUUCUCCUAUGAUGGUAAUGUCCUUGCCACUCGCGGAGGUGAUGAUACAUUAAAAUUAUGGGACAUCCGACAGUUUAAUAAACCACUUUUUUCAGCUUCAGGUCUUCCAACCAUGUUCCCAAUGACCGACUGCUGUUUCAGUCCAGAUGAUAAACUAAUAGUAACCGGCACAUCUGUUCAAAGGGGAUGUGGCAGCGGCAAACUUGUUUUCUUUGAGCGCAGGACUUUCCAACGGGUAUACGAAAUAGACAUCACGGAUGCGAGCGUGGUCCGCUGCCUGUGGCACCCAAAGCUGAACCAGAUCAUGGUGGGAACUGGAAAUGGACUGGCCAAAGUCUAUUACGACCCCAACAAGAGUCAGAGGGGAGCAAAAUUAUGCGUGGUUAAAACCCAGCGGAAGGCGAAGCAAGCUGAGACUCUGACCCAGGACUACAUCAUCACCCCCCAUGCCUUGCCUAUGUUCCGUGAGCCUCGCCAGCGCAGCACCAGGAAGCAGCUGGAGAAGGACAGACUGGACCCCGUGAAGUCUCACAAGCCCGAGCCGCCUGUGGCAGGCCCAGGUCGGGGCGGCCGGGUUGGCACCCAUGGGGGCACUCUGUCGUCAUACAUCGUGAAGAACAUCGCCUUGGAUAAGACCGAUGACAGCAACCCCCGGGAGGCCAUUCUGCGUCACGCCAAAGCCGCCGCAGACAACCCGUACUGGGUCUCUCCAGCGUACUCCAAGACUCAGCCCAAAACCAUGUUUGCACAAGUUGAAUCUGAUGAUGAGGAAGCAAAGAAUGAGCCAGAGUGGAAAAAACGUAAAAUUUGAAGAAUCUCAUAUGAGAGCUGUUUGCAUGAUGGAGAGGGAUAUUGGACAGUUUGGGUUUUUUUAAUGAAAUGAAAAAUGCAUUUUUAUGAACAGAUUUUGUCUUUUGCCUUAUUGAACUGUUCAAAAUAUUGGUAGCUACCCUUCCCUAAAAUUAUGCUUACAUUUUCUUAUCUACAACUAUUAAACUGUAUUACAAGUAAAUAAGAAACAGAUUCUUAGCCUAUUACCACGUACUUCAGAUAUUUGGAAACUUUAUUCAACAAUUGCUGGUCUUGUGCAGAUUCUCCUAACCUUCGGGAAGGGAAUGUACAUUGAGAUGCACAUCUGUCUUGAGCAAUUCUCGGAACGGAGUAUGGAAAUAGACAUCAAAAAGUUUCACAUUUCUGUGUAAUAUCACAACAGUUGUUUACAUGACUGUAAAUAAUUAGGCUGAGUUCAAACUAAAAACAUUGCCAUACGAGGAAAGAAUGUGUGUGUCUGAUGAUCCUUCAACAGCAGAAUACAGUGGUUCGGGGUUAAGAAGCAGGCUUUGAAGUCAGACUGAGGUGGGUUCAAAUCCAGCCCCUGCUCUUACUGCCUGGCUCACCUCAGGAGAGUUGUUCAAAUUUCUCUCUUCUAGACUCAGAUGAUAAUCGUACUGCCCUUGUACAUUUUUCAAAAGGACUAGAUGAGACACUCCUUGUAGAGUGUUUGAUAUAGUAUCUGGCACACAGGAAGUCUACACUCAAUAUUUGCUCUUUUAAAAUAGAACUAAUGAUAUCUACUUUGCCUAAUUGUUAUCAGUAUUUGGUGUAGAAAGGCUUUGUAAAUGUAAGAACUAUGUUGUAAGUAGAAGACUUGAAGAAUCAUUCUGAAAGAUACUUGUGCUUUUGUGACUAGGAAACUAAAACAAAAGCUGGCAGUUUGUCCAAAGUAAUAAUGAGUCAAUAGA